AUGCUCUACCAUUCUGGACACCAGCCUUGUCUCUUGAGGACGUCACCACCAACCUCCUCGUCUCUCAAGGAUGCUACCACCAGCCUUGUCUCUUGUGUCAACUUCACUACUGAAGGUGUGGAUGAGUUUAUGUCGUCUACAAUGAAUAUCGACAGUCAAGACUUAAUCAGUAAGAUGGAAGGAUUUGCUGUUCAAGGCAUGAAAGGUGCGGCAAAAAAUCAUCAAAAGCAGUGUUCUGCAGUUCGCUCAGCAAUCCGCCAUGAGAUUGGCAAGAGACUUGUUGAAAUCACUAAGGACGAAGAUGCGAAGAUGCACUGGACCAACUACUUUCGAAAUGUCAUCCAAUGCUACCAAGUGAUCAUCGAAGGGAAAGAAGCGGGCACGGUCUCCAGACACAUAUGGAGAGUCAAACCAUCGCAGAAGACCUACAAGAGUGUUGAGACUGUCGAUACAGAUGAUCAAGAUGAAGAGCCCACUGAAGAGACUUCAGCUAACAACAUCGACACUGAUGAUGCCAGCGCCAACACGAACAUCAACACUGACGACACCGGUGCCGAUACUGACACCAACAUCAACGGCAAUACUGAUGCCAACCUUGGUGCCUUGAACAACGUGAAUAACGCCACUAACCGCACUACUCUUGCUGCCAAUGAGUUGAUGGAUCCUGAUAUUAUGUUGGCAAAUUUAGAUCUAAAAAUUCACGGUACACAAAGACAAGUCCUCAAACUCCAUCAAAGGUACUGGUUCCAGGGACUAGACAGAGACGAGGUUGGUGGUACAUUCUUGAGGUAUGAAGGUGGGCGUCCUCGAGACGAGGUGGUGGUAGCGUCCUCGAGAGAACAAGGCUGGUGGUGGCAUCCUCGAGAGACGAGGCUGGUGGUAGCGUCCUUGAGAGACGAGGCUGGUGGUGGCAUCCUCAAGAGAUGGGGUGGUGUGGUGGUAGCUAAAAGUGUAGAAGGCGUCGUCGAUGCCUAUGGUGGGGUGGUAGAUAGCGAUGGCGGUGGAGAAGGGCAAGGGGCGUGGGAGCAGUACCUUGCCGAUUUCGGAAGGUGGGCGGACAGUGCCGAGCUGCUUACCGGCAGUGUACACAAAAUAGCAGGAGUCCUGGAGUAUUUGGGACAGUAUAUAACGCUGGUGUUGAGUAUUAGUACAACGAAGCCUAACAAUAAACUCUGGUCUGAUCCACCUGUCGUCCUACAUCUAGGCAACUUCUACCCAAUCAACAUGUCUACUACUACCAUUUCACACAUCCCUCGGUACCAGCUGCGUCAGACACGUGCACGCAAAGCUACUGCCGAGAAGACCAACACCUUCUCUACCAAAGAGGCCGGCCCUCUUAGGACGAACAUCUCGGCUCUGGGAGACGACCAGCCUCAUGCUACGUCUCCUGCGUAUUCCGCCGGAAAGUCCGCUCGCUCCUAUAGUGAUGUACUCAUGGCGC
Messenger RNA from Suillus subalutaceus, 1441 nucleotides. RefSeq lists its product as uncharacterized. NCBI's taxonomy places the organism in Eukaryota, Fungi, Basidiomycota, Agaricomycetes, Boletales, Suillaceae. The record is from RefSeq and is a predicted model, not a curated record. The annotation marks the transcript as partial. The transcript has 11 exons.